Nycticebus coucang (slow loris) is the source of this 1894-nucleotide messenger RNA. RefSeq names its product lipase family member K (gene LIPK). Gene Ontology annotation, molecular function: hydrolase activity, acting on ester bonds. Lineage: Eukaryota; Metazoa; Chordata; Mammalia; Primates; Lorisidae. Gene Ontology annotation, cellular component: intracellular membrane-bounded organelle. The transcript has 10 exons. The record is from RefSeq and is a predicted model, not a curated record. Bases 94 to 1293 code for a protein of 399 amino acids.
CUGAUAGCUGCUGCUGAAAGGAGCUGGGAAUCCAUCUGAAGCUCCCAGGAUUUGAAGACAGAUUCCCACAGACUUCGAUCUGGUAGAUCCCAAAUGUGGCAGCUUUUACCAGCAGCAAUUUGGAUGCUUCUUCUUGGAUCUAUAUGUGGUUAUGAUAAGAAAAGAAGCACCAUAAAUCCUGAAGCUAAUAUGAAUAUUAGCCAGAUUAUUUCUUACUGGGGUUAUCCUCAUGAAGAGUAUGAUGUUGUGACAAAAGAUGGUUAUAUCCUUGGAAUUUAUAGAAUUCCUCAUGGAAAAGGAUACCCCCCCAAAACAGCUUCCAAGCCUGUUGUGUAUCUUCAGCAUGGCUUAAUAGCAUCUGCCAGCAACUGGAUUUGCAACCUGCCCAACAACAGCUUGGCUUUCAUUCUGGCAGAUACUGGUUAUGAUGUAUGGUUGGGGAACAGCCGAGGAAACACCUGGUCCAGAAAACACCUGAAAUUGUCACCCAAAUCACCAGAAUAUUGGGCCUUCAGUUUGGAUGAGAUGUCUAAAUAUGACCUUCCAGCCACAAUCAAUUUUAUCCUAGAGAAAACUGGACAGGAGCAACUUUACUACGUGGGCCACUCCCAAGGCACCACUAUAGCUUUCAUAGCAUUCUCUACAAAUCCAGAACUGGCUAAAAAGAUUAAGUUAUUUUUUGCACUGGCUCCAGUUGUCACAGUAAAACACACCAAAAGUCCUCUGAAAAAAUUAACAACUCUUUCCAGGCACGUAAUUAAGGUAUUGUUGGGUGACAAAAUGGUUUACCCACAUACGUUAUUUAACCAAUACAUUGCCACCAAAGUGUGCAACCAGAAGCUCUUCCACCGUAUAUGCAGCAACUUCCUAUUUACUCUGUGUGGAUUUGACACCAAAAACUUAAACAUGAGUCGCUUGGAUGUUUAUUUGUCACAGAACCCUGCAGGAACAUCUGUUCAAACUAUGCUGCAUUGGGCCCAGGCUGUUAAUUCUGGUCAGCUCCAAGCUUUUGACUGGGGAAACCCUGCUGAGAAUCUGAUGCAUUUCCACCAGCUUACACCACCUUUCUACAAUGUCACUAAGAUGGAAAUUCCAACGGCAGUGUGGAGCGGUGGACAGGAUGUUGUGGCUGAUCCCAAGGACAUCGAAAAUUUACUUCCUAAAAUUGCAAACCUUAUUUAUUACAAGCUGAUUCCAUACUACAAUCAUGUGGAUUUUUACCUUGGACAGGAUGCACCUCAGGAAAUUUACCAAGACCUAGUUAGAUUGAUGGAGGAAUGGAAACAAAAUUAAACGCACAUUCCUUUCUCCAAGCAAGUGGAUUUUCAUAAAAAUAAUAAUAAGCAGACAAACCCUAAGGAGAUCCUAGUGAUUUCCAUCUCUCAUAUCCAUGCCUUUGUGUAAUGCCCUGCCCCUCAGUGUGGUUGGGAUCUCAAGCCUCCUUCCAGCCAACAGAACCGGCAAAGGUCCAAGAGGUCACACCCCAGCUCACAUUUGCUAUAUGGCAAAGGUGAUGGGGGUGGGGUCUCACUCCCUGGUUAAGUUACAUUAUAUAAGAAUCCAUCUUAGCUCAUGGCAGCAAGAGAACCUCCUUGAUGACUUGAUGAAAUAAACUGAUGUGUAGAGGAAGCCCACAUUACAAGGAACUGUGUGUGGAUUAUAGCAUCUUAGGAUGGCCUCCAGGCAAUAACCAGCAAAAAACCAUGGCCCUCAGUCAUAGAGAAAUAAGAAUUAUGUGCAAGACCUAAAUGAGCUUGGAAGCCCAUUUUUCCCUAGUAAAGCCUCCCAUUAAGACAGCAGCCUGAGCAGGACUCUGAUUGCGCAACCUGGAGAGACCCUGAGCAGAGGACCCAGCUACACCAUGCCUGAUCUACUGACCCACACAAACAGUGAG